CACUACUUUGUUGUGGUUCCGGGGCCAAGACAAUGGCGCGCUCCCUGCGACUGCACGUGUGGGGAGAGCGCUGGUCCCCAGAGAGGCGCGUGAGCAGAACUAUCAGAUUCCGGGGGCGUGCGGGUUAAAUUCUGCGGCAAGAGUUGCUUACUGGAGGGAACUGGCGCUUCUUCCAAGGAGGAUGGUCUUGGGACGGGGGUAGUUCCUAGGGUGAGCGUGCUUGCGGGAGAAACUGUAUCGCAAGAAAGAGGUGGUUGGAGUGCCCAAGAUGAGAACUGAGGGGGGUGCUUGUGGUCGAGGAGCUGCGGUGUGGUCGAGAAUCCUCGAGUGAGGCUUGUCUAGGGAAGCAGAGAUGCCUGGCAAGAUGGAACGAAGAAGUGGUAGCACGCGGGGAGUUUGGAGAACUUUGUAGAAGGUAUAAAAUUCCCCAACUGAGAUUUCUAGUAUGCCAAGGGUAGCCUAGUAGAUUGAGAGGGUGCUCUAAGCAGGCCCUCAGCAGCCACUUGUAGAGAAGAAAUGUGGUUCCCCAUCCGAUCCUUAUGUGUCCUUUCAAGUCGCGGGGCCUUUGGUGGCAGGUGGAUCCUUGCAGGCAGUCAUUCUUGCAGGCAGUAUAAGAAAGAGACACUUGCAUCCCCAGAGGAACCAGUUCCACCUGUCUCAGUGACAGAGAUCCGCCAAUACUUGAGGGCACAGGGUAUGCCCUUUCAUGAUGGCUAUAGUUGCCUUCACGCACCCAGCAUUUUUGUGGAGGAGCCGCAGGAAGUCCGCCAUAGUUACAGCCUCUUUAUUGACAAAACCACAGGCCGCUUUGUCUGUACAAGUGCAUUGGUUGAGGGUAACUGGCAAGACUUCCAAGCCCAUGUGGAGCUGCGACAUAAAGGGGUGGUUGUUGGUAACGAGACCGAUGCUCAAAGGGACCAAGCUGGGAAGGAUGCCAUGCACAUCUGGGAGCGAGCAUUGCCUCUAUGGCAACUUCUGGAUGAACAGGAGACGCAAGAAGCCAAGGCUAGAUUUGGCAUUUCCAAUGUGUCAAAUGCCACGCUCAAACGUUUUGGUGUGCGUUAUCUGCGAACUGCUCAAGCCUUAGUCUUCCCAUGGUUCAGCCCUUGUGGCACCCACCUGAAAGGGUUAAAGCUUUUGGGUGUUGAGCUUCAAGGAGAAACAGUACGUUAUGUGGAGAACACCCUACCUCGCCCAAGUGCUUACCACAAUCUCUUUGGGCUGCCACUGAUCAGCCGACGAGAUACAGAAGUGAUACUGACGGGCCGGGAAUUGGAUACUUUGGUGCUGCAGCAGGUGACUGGGCUACCCACUCUGGCCUUGCCCCGUGGAAUUUCCUGCCUUCCCCCUGCUCUUCUCCCCUACUUAGAACAGUUCAAGCGGAUCACCCUAUGGUUAGGGGAGGAUCUCCGCGCCUGGGAGGCUGCCAAACUCUUUGCCCGCAAGCUGAACCCUAAGCGUUGUUCUUUGGUGCGACCUAGUGACCAGCAACUCCAGCCACUGGAAGCUUUCGCCCGGGGCAUGAACCUCACCAAGAUUCUGCGCACUGCCCUUCCUGCUGGCCACAAGUCCAUCAUUUCAUUUCGCCAGCUGCGGGAAGAAGUGUUAGGGGAGCUGACCAAUGUGGAGCAAGUGGCUGGUAUCAAAUGGGCUCGUUUCCCGGAACUGAACAAACUCCUCAAGGGCCAUCGCAAAGGGGAGCUCACUGUCUUCACAGGUCCAACAGGCAGUGGGAAGACAACUUUCAUCAGUGAAUAUGCCCUGGAUCUCUGCAUGCAGGGGGUGAACACCUUGUGGGGUAGCUUUGAGAUCAACAAUGUGCGUUUGGCCAAGAUCAUGCUUACCCAGUUUGCCAUGGGGAGACUGGAAGAGCAGCUGGAAAAAUAUGAUGAAUGGGCAGACAAAUUUGAAGAUCUUCCUCUCUACUUCAUGACUUUUCAUGGGCAUCAGAAUAUCAAGACGGUGAUAGAUACCAUGCUGCAUGCUGUGUACAUGUAUGACAUCAGCCAUGUUGUCAUUGAUAAUCUCCAGUUCAUGAUGGGCCUGGAGCAGCUCAGUGUGGACAGGCUCGCUGUCCAGGACUACAUCGUGGGUGCUUUCCGGAAGUUUGCCACUGAGAACAGUUGCCAUGUGACACUGGUCAUUCACCCCCGGAAGGAAGAUGAAGAGAGAGAGUUGCAGACGGCUUCGAUUUUUGGGUCUGCAAAAGCCAGCCAGGAAGCUGACAGUGUGCUGAUCCUGCAAGACAGGAAGCUGGUGACAGGCCCCGGCAAGCGCUACCUGCAGGUCUCCAAGAAUCGCUUUGAUGGGGAUGUCGGCGUCUUUCCUCUGGAAUUCAGCAAAGCAUCCCUCACUUUCUCUACCCCCAUCAAAAGCAAAACCAAAUUGAAAAAGGUAAAGGAUGACAGUGGGGUGCCCCCCAAGAAAGCUUCAGCAGGUGCUGGUGGGGCGUCGAAGAAGCAGCGAUCCCAGGCACCCAGCACAGCCCCUGCCCCUGGGACCUCCCCUGAUGGAUUUUCCUCUCCAUGAGGAGGAGAACUGGGAUAUUAUUCAGAAAGCCAGCAAAGUCACUGCCUCUUGUUUGAGUGCAGCAUCAACAACCUGACUCUGAACAAAGGCAUUGACCAGAUCUACCUGGUUCUGUUGCCAGUUGUUUUCCCUUUGGAAUCAAGUGUUCCAGAUCUCUUGUAACGAGAUCUGUGGUCAGAAGCAGGAAUCGCAAUAUUCUUUACUAUCAAGCAAUAAUCGGGAGACAAGACUUGGAUUUCUUCUGCAUUCUACUGAAGACAUAUCGGGAGCAGGGAGACACAUAACACAUGCACACACAUCACUGAAAUGAGCUUGCAGUUUACUGGAGUAAGUGCAAGGAAGUAUCUGUGUUUUGUGGUCUUCAGUUCAGGCUUUCGCCACGCCUGGCUUUCUCUCUGUUCUCAGUUGUUGCAGACGACAGAAAAUGUCAAAAAGGAACCCUGGUGUGUGCAAGUUGUUGCCUGUGAUUCUUGCACUAAUAUGUGGAAAAAAAUGAAGGUUUGUAAGCUAUUAUGGUUACAGAUCUCUGUCAUGGGAUCACAAAUGCUAGAUGUAGUGUGCGUCUGGAUUACAAAACAACUGGUUUGUAUUGUAAUGUUGUGGCAACUCUGCUUUCGUUCUCAGGCUAAGGACUUGGAACGACAGAGCGAGUUGAAGGUUGGGCCAAUGAGGAAUCAAUAAGGCUUAAGAUUAACUACAUCAUGGGUUUGACAGGGGUAUUGAAAGAGCUACCUGAGAUUCUUGGCUGUGGGGUGGAGUUAAAUCAUUGGCAUAAAAAUUAUUCCUUAUGUGCCUGGUCUUACUGGCUCUGAGCUUUACUGUUCUAGCCUAACGUGGAUUCUGGUGAGGAGUCUGUCUGAAGGAAAAACCACACUACUCUAGUAUUCCAGAGCGGUUAUUGAAAAGCUGCCAUUAAGAAAAGUAAUGCAGCUUUAUUGAAAAAGCUUUCCAUGCCAUUAAUGGUUUCCUCAAACAUUUCCGGUAAAAGUUUGGAUUUAUUUCCUUGGCGUUUCCCUUUUCAGUUUAAGCAGUGCAAUUUUAGGAGAUGCCACAUCUAACGUAUCGCUGUUCAGGAAGAGUGGAAUUGAAAAAUCAAAUAUGUAAUUCUUACAAACCAAUUUAGAAAAUGCUGCUUCUUGAAAAAUGUACAGGCUAUAACACUUUGACAUGGAAGUAAUGUACAUUAUUUCAGCCUUUUCAGUUUGAAUAAUAUCUGGAACUUUUUCUUAAGGUUGAUAAAACAUUAUCAGAUUGAUAAUUUUGACUGAUUUGGUGUAACCUGACACUGGAAGGAGGAACCUCCAUCAUUAACUGUAUUUGGAAUAGUCUGUGCAUUCUGGAAUGCAGGAAUUAUGUUUACUUGACAUUGUGUUGGAUAUUAUGUCAUUUAUUUAAAUUUUAAAAAUCUGUUUCUAUUUUA
Molecule: messenger RNA, 3949 nt
Organism: Hemicordylus capensis (graceful crag lizard)
Lineage: Eukaryota; Metazoa; Chordata; Lepidosauria; Squamata; Cordylidae
Gene: TWNK
Product: twinkle mtDNA helicase
Exons: 5
Coding region: 517-2529 (670 amino acids)
Biological process (GO): mitochondrial DNA replication
Cellular component (GO): mitochondrion
Molecular function (GO): ATP binding; single-stranded DNA binding; 5'-3' DNA helicase activity
Source: RefSeq, a predicted model, not a curated record